AUGGGGUCUCAAACUCAAAUGCCAGCAAGGCCAGACACGUGGGCCAAAGUGCCCAGGGAGAGGAACACAGAGCAAGGGGUGGUGAAAUUCCGUCGCACGGGUGAGAGUGCAAGGUCAGAGGACGACACGGCUUCGGGAGAGCAUGAGGUCCAGAUUGAAGGGGUCCGCACGGGCCUAGAGGCUGUUGAGCUGGACGAUGGGGCGGCUGUGCCCAAGGAGUUUGCCAAUCCCACCGACGAUACUUUCAUGGUGGAAGAUGCGGUGGAAGCCAUUGGGUUUGGAAAAUUCCAAUGGAAGCUGUCUGUUCUCACCGGCUUGGCUUGGAUGGCCGAUGCCAUGGAAAUGAUGAUCCUCAGCAUCCUGGCUCCGCAGCUGCACUGUGAGUGGCGGCUCCCCAGCUGGCAGGUUGCAUUGCUGACCUCGGUGGUCUUUGUCGGCAUGAUGUCCAGCUCCACCCUCUGGGGAAACAUCUCCGACCAGUACGGCAGGAAAACAGGGCUGAAAAUCAGCGUGCUGUGGACCCUGUACUACGGCGUCCUCAGUGCCUUCGCGCCCGUGUACAGCUGGAUCCUGGUGCUCCGGGGCCUGGUGGGCUUCGGGAUCGGAGGGGUACCCCAGUCGGUCACGCUGUACGCCGAGUUCCUUCCCAUGAAAGCCAGAGCUAAGUGCAUCUUGCUGAUUGAGGUCUUCUGGGCCAUCGGGACGGUGUUUGAGGUCGUCCUGGCUGUGUUUGUGAUGCCCAGCCUGGGCUGGCGCUGGCUGCUCAUCCUCUCGGCUGUCCCGCUCCUCCUCUUUGCUGUCCUGUGUUUCUGGCUGCCGGAGAGCGCCAGGUACGAUGUGCUGUCUGGGAACCAGGAGAAGGCCAUCGCCACCUUAAAGAGGAUAGCGACAGAAAACGGAGCCCCCAUGCCGCUGGGGAAACUCAUCGUCUCCAGACAGGAAGACCGAGGCAAAAUGAGGGACCUCUUCACGCCCCAUUUUAGAUGGACAACCUUGUUGCUGUGGUUUAUAUGGUUUUCCAAUGCAUUUUCUUACUAUGGAUUAGUUCUGCUCACCACUGAGCUCUUCCAGGCAGGAGACGUAUGCAGUAUCUCCAGCCGGAAGAAGGCGGUAGAGGCCAAAUGCAGCCUGGCCUGUGAGUACCUGAGCGAGGAGGAUUACAUGGACCUGCUGUGGACCACCCUCUCGGAGUUCCCAGGUGUCCUUGUGACUCUAUGGAUUAUCGACCGCCUGGGCCGCAAGAAGACCAUGGCCCUGUGCUUUGCCAUCUUCUCCCUCUGCAGCCUCCUGCUGUUCAUCUGUGUUGGAAGAAAUAUGCUCACUCUCUUACUCUUCAUUGCAAGAGCGUUUAUUUCUGGAGGCUUCCAGGCAGCCUAUGUUUACACACCUGAGGUCUACCCCACGGCGACACGAGCGCUGGGCCUAGGAAGCUGCAGUGGCAUGGCGAGAGUGGGCGCUCUCAUCACUCCGUUCAUUGCUCAGGUGAUGCUGGAAUCCUCCGUGUACCUGACGCUGGCUGUGUACAGUGGCUGCUGCCUCCUGGCUGCCCUGGCCUCCUGCUUUCUGCCCAUCGAGACCAAAGGCCGCGGACUACAGGAGUCCAGCCACCGGGAGUGGGGCCAGGAGAUGGUCGGCCGAGGGACGCUCGGCACAGGCGUCACCAGGUCGAACUCUGGCUCUCAGGAGUAG
Equus quagga is the source of this 1689-nucleotide messenger RNA. It is a transcript of the gene SVOP, whose product is annotated as SV2 related protein. Lineage: Eukaryota; Metazoa; Chordata; Mammalia; Perissodactyla; Equidae. The coding region runs from base 1 to 1689 and encodes 562 amino acids. Gene Ontology annotation, biological process: transmembrane transport. The record is from RefSeq and is a predicted model, not a curated record. The transcript has 16 exons. Gene Ontology annotation, molecular function: transmembrane transporter activity. Gene Ontology annotation, cellular component: membrane.